This is a messenger RNA of Homarus americanus (American lobster), 837 nucleotides long. RefSeq names its product carcinoembryonic antigen-related cell adhesion molecule 1-like. The transcript has 5 exons. Gene Ontology annotation, cellular component: neuron projection membrane. Gene Ontology annotation, biological process: synapse organization. The record is from RefSeq and is a predicted model, not a curated record. NCBI's taxonomy places the organism in Eukaryota, Metazoa, Arthropoda, Malacostraca, Decapoda, Nephropidae. Bases 12 to 623 code for a protein of 203 amino acids.
AGGUGUCGUGGAUGAGACGAAGGAUUUUACACGUCAUUUCAGCCAAUCAACCUAUCUUCACCUCUGACGACAGAUUCAAGGUACGGAUGGAUAACGAGACCUCUUCGUUUACCCUGGAGAUCGGGGCGGCCCUCACCAACGACUCCGGUGUUUACGAGUGCCAAGUGAACACACGACCAAAACUCUCCAGACCCGUCACACUAACUGUCCAGGCUGCGGGGGCGGUCAUCCUGGGUCCUGCAGAGCUCUACAUUAAGACAGGGUCAACACUUGUCUUGACCUGCACGGCCACCCUUCACCCACUAGCCCACGCCAAGGUAGAGUGGCAGCACAACGGAACACAGGUGACCAUCUCAGGGCCACGGGGCGGGGUCAGCAUCCACACGGAGGCGGGCGUCGGGGUGGUGACGUCACGGCUGUCAGUGGUGCGGGCGGCGCCAGGUGACGCGGGGAACUACACCUGCCACCCACACACCGCCCUCCCCGCUACUACCACAGUCUUCAUAGUUGAUGAACAGUUCCCAGCAGCGAUGCACCACGAGAGCGGGGCGGAGCAACACAACCAUCAUUGGCUAAUCAGCGCCGCCGUCCUCCUGAACCUCGUCCUCUUCGCUGCUAGAUGAUGUGUCUGACCAAUCACAACUCUGCAUUUUGUACACACUGCGUUUUUGUAUGCGUUGCUCUGACUACCCCCAUUGUUUACUGUACUUUGUAUUUCCCUGAGGAUUUAAAGGUAACGUGAAGAGUAAUAUAUGUGAGAGAUGUAAUUGUAUAUUAUAUAUACUGUCAAAGGUAUUUGUGUAUUAAUUCUUAAUUAAUAUAAUGUAUUACAAGCCA